AUGGUACUGGCGUCAUGAACCUCACUGAACACCUGGGUCUCCUCCGUCGUCUCUUCUUCGCCUGGUUUCGAUUUCUCCCCGAGCUUGAAUUCGGGUCUUCGUUUUUUAUCGUGGGUUUUAUGACAGAACAGUCUCGCCGGCGCUGCCGUGGCCGAAGUUUCUCUAUCGUUGUCUGUGUGUUAUUCGAGGCUCGCUGGCGUCACCUCUGACAGCUCUUGAGGUUGGCAGGUCGUCGAGACGGAGAAGCAGCAGCCGGAGCGGAGAGCGGUGCUGACGGCGCCGCUCUCUCUGGAAGGCGGGCUGACGGCGGAACACCGGACCCCGACCAUCGUCCAGCGCGUCCUCGGCCUCUUCCGCAGCGUUCGACCGGGAACCGAUCUCACCCACUUCCAGGUGACCCUCACCCCCGUCCUCCCCCAUUAUUCCCUCCUCUUCGGUUGGGGUUUCUGCCCUCAUGUGAUCAUCCCCUGCCUUCCCAUGCAGCUUCCCCCGCAGUUCAACCUGCCCAAGUCCCAGCUCCAGUGCUACGGGGAGUCCGUCUACUGCAUCGCUGGGGACAUACUGAGGCAAUGCGCCAGAGGGGAGACCAGCCUGGAGAGGCUCACCGCCGUGGUGGCCUGGAGCAUAUCGAUGGUCAGACCUCUCGCCUUCGGCCAGGCUCCCUUCAACCCAGUCCUCGGCGAAACCCAUCACGUCUCCAGAGGAUCCCUCAACGUCCUCCUCGAACAGGUCCCCUCUCUCCCUCCUUCCCUGACUCCCGCUCUGAAUCAUCAAAACAUCUCGUCGUUCUGCUGAAUCCCUCCUCUCCUCCUGCAGGUCUCCCAUCAUCCUCCCGUCUCCGCCCUCCACGCGACGGACGCUGAGGCGAAGGUGGAGCUCGUCUGGUGCCAGAACGCCGUUCCCAAAUUCAACGGCAAGCUCACCCCUCCCCCCCUCCCUUCUCCGUCCUUCCUCCGCCAGCGAGGGCCGGAAAACUGACCGAGCGAGCUCUCCACUUCCAGGCACCAGCGUGGAAGUUGUAAUCAGAGGGGAGAGGCGGCUGAACCUGCUGAGCCACGGCGAGAGCUACGAGCUGAGCGUGCCGGCGCUUAUGAUCAAGUUCCUGCCGGUGCCGGGCACCGAGUGGUCGGGCAUCGUCCGCAUCCGGUGCAGGGAAUCGGACCUCGAGGCCGAGCUCUGCUACCACCGGAGCCACUCCUUCCUCGGCCUGGGCGGCAACUCCCGCGCAGUCAAGGGGAAGAUCUUCCGCUCCCAGACGGGGGAAACCCUCCGCGAGAUCCACGGUCACUGGAACAGGUACUCACAGAGAUCUAAAAUUAUAGACACCCUAGAUUAACAUCCUGCUCGAGUCAACGCCUCGGCUUCAUAUAAUUGCACCCGUUUUUAUAUCCUCGGCACUCCACAACAGCAAGAUCACGAUGAAGGAUGUGUUCAGCGGGAAGAUCUCCGUCCUUUACGACGCAAAGGAGGCCAUCUCCAAGCUCCAUCCUCCCAUUCUCAAGGACCCGAAGGUGAGGAAGCCCACCACCGUUGACUUAUUUUCGAUCAAUAUGCGGGGAAAAUAAUUCAUGGGUUUCUCCGCGGGUGUUCUGAUUCGUCCAGGGUUUGCUGUCGACGGAGUCGGCGGUUGUGUGGGCGGAUGUCAGCGAGGCCGUGGUGGGCAGGGACUGGGACCGAGCGAGGGUAGCGAAGCGGAGGGUGGAGGAGCGCGAGAGGCGGCUGCGGGCGGAAAGGGAUGCCAGCGGCGAGAUCUGGGCACCCAGAUUCUUCAGGGUGACGCCGAACAAAGACGGCGGCUGGGAAUGCCGCCCCAUCGCCCCCGAGGUCCCACCGGCUCCCAUCGUCGUCUCUGUGUAG
This is a messenger RNA of Spirodela intermedia, 1857 nucleotides long. Lineage: Eukaryota; Viridiplantae; Streptophyta; Magnoliopsida; Alismatales; Araceae. The record is from the annotation of a GenBank genome assembly.